This is a messenger RNA of Cottoperca gobio, 1450 nucleotides long. It is a transcript of the gene elf3, whose product is annotated as E74-like factor 3 (ets domain transcription factor, epithelial-specific). The record is from RefSeq and is a predicted model, not a curated record. Gene Ontology annotation, molecular function: sequence-specific DNA binding; DNA-binding transcription factor activity, RNA polymerase II-specific. Gene Ontology annotation, biological process: cell differentiation; regulation of transcription by RNA polymerase II. Bases 1 to 1146 code for a protein of 381 amino acids. Gene Ontology annotation, cellular component: nucleus. Lineage: Eukaryota; Metazoa; Chordata; Actinopteri; Perciformes; Bovichtidae. The transcript is spliced from 8 exons.
AUGUCAUCACCGUGCCUCAGCAGCAUCCUGACUCAUGCCAACCUCACCAUGUAUCACACUGGCCUCCCUGACGUACAGCCCAGUGUGCUUCCCAGUAUCAACACCCUGCAGAUCAGCAGUUUAUCAUACAGCUCAAACAUAAGCGGGCAGUUGUACAGGCAGCUCAGCCCUCACUUCUGGACAGAAGACCACGUUCUGGAGUGGAUCAGCGACCAAGUAGAGAGCACCAAGUUUGAUGCAAGCACCCUGAGUCUGGCCUACUGCACUAUGGACGGCCCUGCUCUCUGCCAGAUGAACCGGGACGAGAUGAUUGAGGUCUUCGGCCCACAGCUGGGCCUACACCUCCAGCAGAGUCUGCAGGAACACAAGACCAAAUAUGAGCUGCAGAGCCUGUCAGGACCAGAGCUGAACGAGACCUGCCUGCUCCUGGACAACUUCCUGGACAACCUAAACUUCCCUUUGCUCAGCAGCAUUAGAAUCGGCCAAGCUGAAGAAGCCAUUUGCAAGAGGCAGUUGGCUUACAGGGAUGACUAUGAACUUACUAGUCUGACCAUGAAGCCCAUGACAGCUCAUGACACCGAGUACCUGUCUGAUAACCCGUCUGACAGCGAGUGCAGCUCCUCCUCCAACAGUGGCAUGUUGGACUUCUCAGGCCUCAGCUCCACGGAGUCUGGCAGCAGCGAGUCAGAUCCGGAGUUCUCCUACCCUCUGAUUUCAAAGACGCACAUCAAAACAGAGAAAGGAGAGUCUCGGCUGAAGCGGCCACGGGGGCGCCCUCCCAAAGUCUGCAGAGAGCACAGCAGCAGCAUUUAUGACAAUCCAAAGAGAAAGCAACACGCGCCUCGUGGCACUCACCUGUGGGAGUUCAUCAGGGACAUCCUGAUCCACCCAGAGAGAAACCAGGGCCUGAUGAAGUGGGAGGACCGCCGCGAGGGCGUGUUUAAGUUCCUAAAGUCCGAGGCUGUGGCUCAGAUGUGGGGCCAGAAGAAGAAGAACAGCAGCAUGACAUACGAGAAACUCAGCCGUGCCAUGAGGUAUUACUAUAAGAGGGAGAUCCUGGAUCGAGUCGACGGCCGGAGGCUCGUGUACAAAUUUGGAAAGAACUCCAACGGCUGGAAGAUUGAGGAGAUUGGCAUGGGCAUGUGAGGUGUCAGUCAUUGAGCGGGUAGAAACCAAAAAGCCAGUAAGAUCAGUAUUUCAUGAACUAUAAAUAUCUGUGUGGCCUUUGUGGAGAAAAUAAACUUGCUGCCCCAGAUGUUUAAGACACUAACUUCCUCUUACAAGGAAGGUGUUGCAGAAAAUGUAAGCCAGUUUUUUUGGCUCUAGUAGGUUUUAUGAACCGAUAUUAAUGUUGUAUUUUGUUUUUUUAAUUGUCAUUGGAAUAUAGUUACUAUGUGUGCAGUAACUAAAAUCGACAUAGUUUUGGAUGCUUGUGAGUUUCUGUAAGCAC